Molecule: messenger RNA, 579 nt
Organism: Trichoderma breve
Lineage: Eukaryota; Fungi; Ascomycota; Sordariomycetes; Hypocreales; Hypocreaceae
Exons: 3
Coding region: 1-579 (192 amino acids)
Biological process (GO): endoplasmic reticulum to Golgi vesicle-mediated transport
Cellular component (GO): TRAPP complex; cytoplasm; nucleus
Source: RefSeq, a predicted model, not a curated record
AUGUCAGCCGCAAUACCUUCUGUCGCCUGCCUCGGCGUCAUCGGGCGCAAUAACAACCCCCUACACAUCUCCAUCUUCCCUUCCUACGAUCCAACCGCCAACGCCUUCACGCCGAUCCGGAACCCCCUGCAGUUCUCCCUCCUGCUGUCCUCGACAAUCGACGUCUUCGACUUGCGAUCCAAAACCAGCACUGCGUCGGGCGACUUUGGGCUCCUGCACGCCAUCGACGACCGCCUCGCGGCGUAUGGUUUCGAGACCAACACGGGCGUGCGGAUGGUCUGCAUAGUGGACAUGCGCGGACGACGCGUCGAGGCGGGAGCUUCCUCGACUUCGGCCUCGGCGACGGCGGCGCGAUCGUCUGUGGGGAGCGUGGGCGCGGGAUUGCGGGAUUCGGAGAUCAAGCCUGUGUUUAGGGCGAUGCAGAGCGCGUAUGUGCGGCUGCUGCAGAACCCGUUUUACGAUCCGGACGAGCAUGCGCCGCUGGGGGGGAAGGGUGGGCGGAGGAUCACGAGCAAGAAGUUUGGGGAUGACAUGAAGAGGAUAGGGGAGGCGUGGACGCCAGGAGUGACGACUCUGUGA